Molecule: messenger RNA, 892 nt
Organism: Jatropha curcas
Lineage: Eukaryota; Viridiplantae; Streptophyta; Magnoliopsida; Malpighiales; Euphorbiaceae
Biological process (GO): rRNA base methylation
Cellular component (GO): cytoplasm
Molecular function (GO): rRNA (uridine-N3-)-methyltransferase activity
Source: RefSeq, a predicted model, not a curated record
CCCUAAUAGCAUUGGCCAUUUACAAGGUCCAUGAAAGCAAAUUGAUGAAAAUGGCUAGCGUCAGCAAUGUAGUUUCUGUCAAGGAAGAGAAAUGGAUAAAGCAUUAUUGUAGUUCUCAGAAAAUACUCCUCGUUGGUGAAGGAGACUUUUCUUUUGCUGUUUGCUUGGGUAGAGCCUUUGGUUCUGCUACAAACAUUGUUGCCACUUCUUUGGACUCCAAAGAUGAGUUGAAGUCAAAGUACUCAAAAGCUAUAGUGCACUUAAAGGAGCUAGAAGAGCUUGGAUGCACAAUUGUUCAUGGAGUGGAUGCUCUUACAAUGAGACAACACCCUCUCCUCAACAACAAAUCUUUUGACAGGAUAGUCUUUAACUUUCCUCAUGCUUCUCUUAUCUGGCGUGAACAUGACUGGCUCCAAAUUGAGCUUCAUAAGAAGGUAGUGGAGGGCUUUCUUAAGAGCGCAAGAAACAUGUUGUCAAAGAAUGGUGAGGCUCAUGUGACUCACAAAACUGCUCAUCCAUUCAGUAAUUGGGAGAUUGUGAAGUUAGCCAAGCAAGUUGGGUUAUGUUUGGUUGAAGAAGUAAGGUUCAAUAUAUGGGAUUAUCCUGGAUAUGAGAAUAAGAAAGGGUAUGGCCUUGGCCUCCAAUGUGACCUGACAUUUCCUGUUGGAGCUUGUUCAACCUUCAAAUUUGCCUAACUUGCAAUCUCAUAACUGGAAAUUAGUCAUGUUAAAAAAAAAAAAAAAAAAAUCUAAAUCCUUAAUGGAAGUACUUGAACUUUUUGAGUCAUUCUGGGUUUGGUUCUAGGUAGACUAUAUUGUUUGACUGCCAAAUAGAUUUUAUAAUAUGCACAAUGUUAAUGGUGGUAGCAGUAGUGAAGGCCAAUUGCAACAAA